Messenger RNA from Hordeum vulgare subsp. vulgare (domesticated barley), 1074 nucleotides. RefSeq lists its product as uncharacterized. Bases 49 to 822 code for a protein of 257 amino acids. The record is from RefSeq and is a predicted model, not a curated record. The transcript has 3 exons. NCBI's taxonomy places the organism in Eukaryota, Viridiplantae, Streptophyta, Magnoliopsida, Poales, Poaceae. Gene Ontology annotation, biological process: response to red or far red light.
UUGAGAAGAUAUAUACACCACUCUGUCCUCUGCCCCACUCUGUCUCAAAUGGAUCACGACGGAGGAGGCCGUGGGAUGGCAUGGGAGGAGGCGGCGGCGGCGGCGGCGGCGGCUUCCACCAACCAGAAGACCGAGAGCUUCGGAGGCUGUUCCAGCUCCAACAGCGUGAAGAAAAUUUACCCUAUCGACAGUCCAAUUAAGAAAAGGAAGUCCCAGUAUGACCUCAGUGAUACAAGGCUGUCAUCGCUGAAAUACAAGUUUCAGGACCGACCAACUUCACAUGAGGAUGAGACUGCAAGAACAGAAAGCUUAGGAGGUGAUGGCAUUUUCAUCAACAACAAUUGUAAUAUGGGCACGGCCAAUGUUUAUAAGGGAUUGGACUCGAGUGAGAAUACUCAAAGCCUUUUAGGUGGUUGCAUCGAAGUAGACUCCAUAAAUGGAAUUGAGAGCCAAUCUAUGAGAAAACGGGCAUCUGCAUCCAGUAGCUCAAGCAACAACAUUUCAUCGGACACAUACAGCUCUUUUCAUAGCUGUGGCUCCAAAGAGACCGACAGCUGGGUGAGGCCACACCUGGAGCAUGAUGGCUCAGGUUUGCUGCCGCCUCCAUACGAUGAGGACAUUGAGAAAAUCUACGAUGUGAUGAAUGAGCUAGCAGGUGGUGGUGUCGUUGGUUCUGCUGAUCGUAUGAUGGAUGAGACGCUUUACUCGAAUGGCGUCGAUGAUUUCAUGAUUCUGCCAGCAGGCAAGAAUGGGGAGAAGAAGAAGAAGAAGCUCACCAUCGAUCAAGAAUUCGAACAGUACUUCUCAAAACUCAUGCUUUAGCGUGACCCUAACAGAGAAUUUGCUGCCUUUAAGUGUUGAAAAAUGUUCUGCAUCCUAACCUACCAUCAAUGAGCAAAUGCUGGGCUACUAUGGGAGUUAAUUCUGUAUUUCUUAACCUAAGUCUUGACAAUGCAAUGUAUAUAUGUUUUCUUUUCGAAGCCGUACCUUGAAUUUCCAUCAACUCUUGGCAUCAAAUUUGCCUGUGCCCGUGUGUGUAUAUCUUAUGCAUAAUGAAAAAUCUGGAAUUCUAAA